AGGCACAAGAGCACGAUUUGUUCUGCAGGCUUUGUGGAAGUAAGACGUGUGUGCGCCACAGUGUGUACAAAGGACAAAGUCGGGUCAUGCCGGCCAUCCCCCUAGACAUGAGGCAUACCAGUCUCGGGCGUCAGCCAGGAGAUGGAGCACGUCCCGCCACGAGGCACCGGCGUCACUUCAUCCGCGCACUUAUCAACCUGGAGGAGUCUUCUGUUUCACACAAGCUAACUCCCCAGCCACAGCGGCGCUCGAGUCGGACCUGUACCUGCCCAAGCGUCUGUAGCCCCGGCAUUCUGCUCCUCAUCGAUGUCCAUGUAAUCCAUAUCCAGGUCCUCUUCAGAAGAGGACGCAGACCGCGGAGGCAUGCGGUCCGGUACAGGUCCUGCCACUACUGAAGGGAGAACCAGACCGUGUCCUAACAAUCCCCAACCUGCGGCAGGGAACUGGCUGUUUUGUACUGGAAGACGCAAACCGUCUCGCUUCACCUUCCACGGAGGAAUUGGACCCUGCCACCGACCAGCUCUGCCCUGAAAACACGUGUCCUCCAGGGAGGGAGAACACUGCCUCGCUUCACCUUCCAUGGAGGAAUUGCAACCUGCCUCGCACCAGUUCUGCCCUAACAUUACGUGGUGCCAUCUAAGGCAGUAUGACCCUGCCUCGCUGCACCUUCCACAGAGGAAUUGGAACCUGCCUCGCACCAGCUCUUGUGUGAACAGAAGAUGCCAUCCAGCGAAGGAGGACUGGCCUAGUUGCACUUUCCACGGAGGAAUUAGACCCCGUCUCGCUUCAUACAACCUGACUUAAUCAAUAAAUGUUGUAAAUCACUUGUUAUUCCUUCCAUCUGUGAAUGUACUAACAUGUGUAAUAUUACCAUUCCUUCAUGUUCUGUGGUGUCCCCACAUGACUGGUGGCAUUACUUUAUAAUAAAUAUGGUUAAGAAAAUUAA
Molecule: messenger RNA, 946 nt
Organism: Portunus trituberculatus (swimming crab)
Lineage: Eukaryota; Metazoa; Arthropoda; Malacostraca; Decapoda; Portunidae
Exons: 3
Coding region: 87-395 (102 amino acids)
Source: RefSeq, a predicted model, not a curated record